This is a messenger RNA of Dunckerocampus dactyliophorus (ringed pipefish), 7143 nucleotides long. RefSeq names its product integrin, alpha 5 (fibronectin receptor, alpha polypeptide) (gene itga5). The record is from RefSeq and is a predicted model, not a curated record. Gene Ontology annotation, cellular component: external side of plasma membrane; integrin complex. NCBI's taxonomy places the organism in Eukaryota, Metazoa, Chordata, Actinopteri, Syngnathiformes, Syngnathidae. Gene Ontology annotation, molecular function: integrin binding. The transcript has 32 exons. Gene Ontology annotation, biological process: cell-matrix adhesion; cell adhesion mediated by integrin; angiogenesis. Bases 753 to 3932 code for a protein of 1059 amino acids.
AAUUACCCUUUUUUUGAAGAGCAAUAAAAUGUUCCAAAUGUCUUUAAGUGGCAGCUAGAAGGGAUCUUAAUAAACGGUGGCCUGGUAGUGUCCAUGCCAGGCCUGAAGGGGGCAGCGGUGGCAGUGGCGGUGGCGUACCGUGCAAAGUAAAGCGUUUGUCAUGGGCUCCAAAAUGGCGACCUCACAGUGGGGUCAAUUGAAUUGUAUUUAUUGAUCAUCCAGGCAUCAAAUAAGUGAUUAAAACAACAAAGAAACAAAGGAGUCGACACAUUUCAAGAAAGACAACAAGAGGAAAGCAACGGAAACCCAAUCCCCGACUUGUACCGGGCUCCUUAAUGAAGCUCCUGACCUGUCAAUCACCCCGUGUCCUCUGAUGUCCUGGUGGACCUCCCACUUGCUCCGGAUUAAACCUCAAGGCCACAUGGCCCGUCUGAUCGGCGUCUUUAUAAGGGAAUCACACACAGGCCCCUCCUCCUCCAGUCCUCCAGACUUCAGUUCCAGGUUGUGGGAACUCCCUGCUUGAUGAUCCGGAGGAGGGGGUCUUGGAGCUCAGUACGGUGGAGGCGUGGGUCUGGAGCGCACACAAGAGCUGACGGUGCGUUCACGUCCCUGAAGUGCUUUGCUUUCAGCCUAGUCAACCCGCAGGGAUGCAGUUGUAGCAAGAAAGAAAAAACAUUCCAAAAAAAAGAAACCAAACCUGCAAGACUCUUCUUGCGAAUUGAAACCAACUUUUGAGUGCACUUUGAAGUACAAUGUGCUCCGGGAGCAUUCGCGCAAAAACGCCGGGGCAUGGCGCCAUCGCUGCCCGCUCGCUGCUGUGCCUCGCCGGGCUCCUGCUCGCGUCGGCUCCGGGCUGUGGAGGCUUCAACCUGGAUGUGGACAAUCCGUCGGUUUACAGCGGAGCCCCGGGAAGCUACUUUGGAUACGCGGUGGACUUUUAUUUAGCCGAUUCGUCCAGCGCCAGCGUGGUGGUGGGCGCCCCGAAGGCCGACACCAAGCAGAGCGGCAUUGUGGAGGGAGGCUCGGUGGCCUACUGCCCGUGGAGCCUUGGCCAAUCAGAUUGUCACACCAUCGAGUUUGAUACAGAAGGGGAUCGCGGCUUCCUGAUCAACGACACGCAACAUCAGAUCGACUUCAAGUCACACCAGUGGUUUGGCGCCACCGUGCGUUCCCACGGCGACACAAUUCUGGCUUGCGCACCGCUCUACUCAUGGCGGACUGAAAAGGACGUAGCCCGAUCCGACGCCACCGGCACUUGUUACCUCUCUGUUCAGAACUUCACCAAAUUUGUGGAGUACGCCCCCUGCAGAACAGAAAUCAGCGAUGAGGGAGGACAAGGCUACUGUCAAGGAGGAUUCAGCGCCGACUUCACCACGGACGGCCGGGUGGUGUUGGGCGGGCCGGGCAGCUACUUCUGGCAGGGUCAGGUGAUCUCGGCAGAUAAGGAGGACAUCAUUAAGACGUACUACCCGGGCUAUUUCAUGCAGUCUGUGGACGGUCAGAUCCAGACCAAACAAGUCCAGGCUGAACACGAUGACAGCUACCAAGGCUACUCUGUGGCUGCGGGCGACUUCAGCGGAGAUCAAGUAGAAGAUUUUGUGGCGGGCGUUCCAAAAGGAGUCAUGCUUUACGGAUUGGUGUCCAUCCUGAACGGAACAGACUUGAAGACUAUGAUUAACUACACUGGCGAGCAGAUGGGAUCCUAUUUUGGCUACGCGGUAGCGACCACCGACGUCAACAGCGACGGGAUGAUGGACCUGCUGGUGGGCGCACCCAUGUUCAUGACGCGGGGCUCCGACGGCCGCCUGGAAGAAAUGGGCCGGGUCUACGUUUACCUGCAACGCGCUCCCCUGAGCCUGGAGCUCCGCCUACCUAACCUUACCGGCUCUCAGGUGUUUGGGAGAUUUGGCAGCACCAUCGCGCCGCUGGGAGAUCUCAACCAGGAUGGCUUCAAUGACGUGGCUGUCAGCUGUCCAUUUGGUGGAGAGGACCAGCAAGGCUUGGUCUACAUCUACAACGGCUUCCCCCAGGGUCUCCGAGAGAAGCCAUCCCAGGUGAUCGCGGGCCAAUGGGCCGCAGGUUCCAUCCCCGCCAGCUUUGGCUUUGCACUCCGAGGAGCUGAGGACCUGGACAGGAAUGGGUACCCGGAUCUGAUUGUUGGUGCUUUUGGCAUUGAUAAGGCAGUUCUCUACAGAUCCCGACCCAUCGUCAACACCAGCGCCUCCCUGUCGGUCUACCCCACCAUGAUCAACCCCGAAGAGAAGAACUGCAUCAUCACCCAAGGGAACACCAGCGUGGCCGUUUCCUGCGUCAACCUGAGUUUCUGCUUGUCCGCCGACGGGAAGCACCUACCAGACGUCCUCGUUUUCCAGGUGGAGGUGCAGCUGGACAGUCAGAAGUUCAAACAGAAAGGGGCGGUCAAGCGCGCUCUCUUCCUGGACUCCCAGCAGCCUUUGCUGCAGAGGAGCGUUAGGGUGGGCCGCGGCGAGGAAGUGUGCGAUCACACCAAGAUCUACCUCAGAGACGAGAAGGACUUCAGGGAUAAACUGUCCUCCAUCUUUGUGGCCUUGAACUUCAGCCUGGAUCCCGGUGCUGCCACCGACUCGCACGGCCUGCGGCCGAUUCUCAACUAUCAAAACGCCAACGUGAUUGAGCAGAAGGCUCAGAUUCUGCUGGACUGUGGAGAAGACAACAUCUGCGUUCCCGAUUUGAAGCUGGCGGUCCACGGGGACAGGAAGGAAGUGUACCUGGGCGACGAGAACGCCCUCACCCUCACCUUCAACGCCAGGAACGAGGGCGAGGGCGGCGCCUAUGAGGCGGAUCUCUACGUGGUGCUGCCCCCCGAGGCCGACUACAGCGGCAUCGCCCGCAAUAACGACAGCUUGACCCAGCUGACCUGCAGCUACGAGACCGAGAACCAGACCCGAUACCUCAGCUGCGACCUGGGAAACCCCAUGAAGUCUGGAACCAGCCUGUGGGCAGGUCUUCGCUUCACAGUUCCUCGCCUGAAGGACACGCACAAAACCGUCCAGUUUGAGCUGCAGAUUCGCAGUAAGAACGAGGACAAUUCCCACAGCGAGGUGGUGUCAUACAAGCUGGAGGUGGUGGUCCAGGCUGAGGUCAUCCUGCAAGGGGUGUCUCGGCCUGAUAAGGUCUUCUUCCCGCCCGCCAACUGGAAGGUGACCAAGAACUACGCAGUGGAGCAGGAAGUGGGGCCGGCCGUGGAACACAUCUAUGAGCUGGUGAACAACGGGCCCAGUCGCAUCAGCCACACCCUGCUGGAGCUGCGCUGCCCGCUGGCCGCCCAGGGCCACGCUCUCCUCUACCCCCUGGAGUUCUCCACCGAGGGCCCCAUCAACUGUACUGCCGACGCCAACGUGAACCGCCUCCGUCUCAAGCUGCAGCACACGCCGACAGAACCGCCUCACCUGGCUCUCAAAGCGCCCGAGCAUCGCGUGGAGAGGAGGGACGUCCACAGGAACAUCCCGCUCGCUCACCUCACCAACCUGUCGUGUUCCAAUGUGGACUGCUGGGCCCUGCAGUGCCAGGUGGGCCUCCUGGAGAAGGGGACCACCGCCAUCCUCAAAGUGCGCUCACGCGUCUGGGCGGAGACCUUCGUGGAGAGAGCCUACAAGCAGUAUGUGCUAGAGUGUGUUGCCAGAUACAGCGUGAAGACCAUGCCCUACGCCAUCAAGCCCAAACAUGUUCCCAGUGGUCACAAAAAGGUGGUGACUCCAGUGGUUUGGAACAAGCCUGAUAUCGACAACUCCGUCCCGCUGUGGAUCAUCAUCCUAGCCAUCCUGGCGGGUUUGCUGCUCCUCGCCCUGCUCAUCUACGUCCUAUACAAGUUGGGCUUCUUCAAGCGGUCCCUCCCGUACGGCACGGCCAUGGAGAAAGCCCAGCUCAAACCUCAGGCCGCCUCCGAGGCCUGAGAGGACGCCUUCAGAACCUGCAGAACCUACAGACCCAGGCCACGUGAUUGCAAGCGAAGACCACUGGAACUCGUGCGGACAGAAGACAAUAAGACAAUCCUUCAAACCAAAUGAAUGUUUUUUUUUUCCAUGUUGUUUUCGCCCCAAGAGCAUGCUGGGAAAGAAAAGCCACCAGCAUCCAAAGAGGAAAACGCGGGUAUGAAAAACUGCUUGGGGUCCAUCCAUGGAGACCAUGAUGACCAUGAUGAUGGUGGUCUCGGGUGUGAGGACGUGCUUGCAUCGCUUGAGUUGUUUUUGCACUCAAAGGAUAUCUACUGAUUCGCUUACAAAGACGCCAAAGACUCCGCCCCCCCUUUUUUUUUAUGUUCUCAACUUGCCUGCUACUGAUCGCUUUGUUCCUCAAGACUUCUCCAGGUGCUUCUUUUUGUGGGCUGACUCGAAGGUGGCAAUCGGCAGCCUGGUAGCGUGUUAAGCGUCAGCGUCACCAGCACGUUGUUACUGUGACAAAGUACUCAUGGAAGUACUUAACUAGUAAUUUAUGACAGCCCGCUAGCAAAAAGACUGCAGUACUCCACUUGGAUCAGCUUGUCUUUGGUGUAAAUAUUUGCUGACACGCGUUGGUUGGUUGGUUGGUUGGUGUGAACGCUUUAUUUAUGAAUGAUUGUUUUUAGCCUAUCAGCUCCCGAGGCCUCCUGCUUAGCCCCGCCCCACUCUUGCCAGAUCCGGACAGUAUCAUGAAGUAUCACAUGAAAUAUCUGCAGUGCAGGUGUCAUUGGGCCUUAACCAUCACCAUGCAAUGACUUGGGUAUAAUGUAGCAUUGCCAUUGUCAGCUUAGUGAAAGUAUCGCAGUACAAUCCAUCGUUUUUGGAAGUGGUAAAACACUUUUGUCAUCAAUACUGUUCUCACAAUGUGAUACUAUCGACACAAGUGUAGACGCUUCGCAAUAUCAUCAUCGCAGUCAAGGUAUUAUGAUGAUAAUGAUGCCAUUGGUGUAGCUGUAUCACGAUGCUGUUAUUAUCAAUCUAGAAAUAUCACAAUGCUAUUGCAAUACUACGGCCAGCAAUGUAGCAGUAUCACCAACAUAUACACCAUGAUAGCGAUAGUAUCGCACUACUCUGACAUGGAUGACUAUCAGCAUCGAUGUUGCGAUACUAUUGUGUGCUAUAAGUGUACCUUUGACAUUUGUGUAGGCUCAUCACGAUACUAUUGUCAUCAAUAUAGAAAUAUCAUGAUACUAUUGUCAUUGAUGUUGAAGUAUUGUGAUAUCGAUGUCCAAGUAUCAUGAUACUAUUAUUAUGAUGCUAUUAUUAUAAUAAAAGUAGGAAUAUCGCUAAGCUACUGUCAUUGAAAAGUGUUGCGAUACUAUUGUCAUUGAUGUCAAAGUAUGAUGAUAUUAUUGUCAUAAAUGUAGAAGUAUUCUGAUACUACUGUCAUUGAUGCAGUAGUUAGGUGAUACUAUCAUCAUAAAUGCAGAAAUAUUGCAAUACUAGUGUCAUCGAUGUUGAAGUAUUGUGAAACUACAGUCAUAAAUGUAGAAAUAUCAUAAUGUUAUUAUCGAUGUUGAAGCAUUGGGAUACUUCUGUUGUCAUAAAUGUAGAAUAUUGUGAUACUAUCGUCAUCAGUGUUUAAGUAUUGCAACGCUAUUGUCAAAUGUAGAAUAUCGUGAUACUAUUGUCAUCAGUGUUUAAGUAUUGUGAUACUAUUGUCAUCAAUGUUUAAGUAUUGUGAUACUAUUGUCAUCAAUGUUUAAGUAUUGUGAUACUAUUGUCAUCAAUGUUUAAGUAUUGCAACGCUAUUGUCAAAUGUAGAAUAUCGUGAUACUAUCGUCAUCAGUGUUUAAGUUUCGCAAUACUAUUGUCAUAAAUGUAGGAAUAUCACGAUAUCAUUGUCAUCAAUGUCCAAGGGUCAUGAUAUGAUUGUCAUAAACGUACAAUAUCGUGAUACUAUCGUCGUGGAUGUUUAAGUAUCGCAAUACUAUUGCCACAAAUGUAGAAAUAUCGUCAUACCAUUGUCACCGAUGUACAAGUAUCAUGAUACAAUUGCCAUUGAUGGAGAAGUAUCACGAUACUAUUGCUCUUUAUGGUCAGGUAUUACGAUACUACUGUCAUUGAUGUACAAGUGUCAUGAUACUAUUGUCAUUAAUGUAAAAAUAUCGCAAUACGAUUGUCAUCUAAUUUGAAGUAUCGCAACUCUAUUGUCAUUGAUGUCCAAGUAUCAUGAUACUAUUGUCAUUGAUGUUGAGGUAUCACAACACUAUUGUUGUCUAUAUUCAGGUAUCACAAUACUACUGUCAUUGAUUUACAAAUAUCAUGAUACUAUUGUCGUGAAUGUAAAAAUAUCACAAUACUAUUGUCAUCAAUUUUGAAGUAUCGCGAUACUUUUGUCAUUUACGUACAAGCCACUAUUGUUAUUCAUGUUGAAGUAUCACAAUACUAGUGCUGCCUAUGUUCAGGUAUGACGAUACUACUGUCAUUGAUGUACAAGUAUCAUGAUACAAUUGUCGUAAACGUAAAAAUCUGGCAAUACUAUCGUCAUUGACGUCAAGUACGAUGAUGUGGUCAUGAAAGGCGGGCCAAGCAGGUGCUGGGAGUUUAAUGUUGUUUAAUUGUGCAAUAUUUAUAUACGUUUUGGAUUUGUUUGAAAUAGUAUUUGGUUUUUGUGGUAUUGCCAGAACUUGAUUGAAGUCAGUGUCGUUUGUGAUAAGCACAUAUUUCAAUCUGCAGGUAGUGGAUUUCCACUUCUUCUUUUUAAGGAUUUUUUUGGACCACUUUCUUGUUUUUGGACUGCAUUGAUGCGGAAAACAAACCCCGGCGAGCUGAUGAAUUGUGCGCUGUUGGCUUUGCAUGCAUCCUAACAUCUCCCAUUCAUUUUAUGCUUAUCACGCUUUAAAGUGGUUAUUUCUCAAAGAACACGCUUUAAAGUGAUUAUUUGUCAAGGACAGGCUGUCGCUUCCAUUCUUCCAUCAUUCAAGGCACUGCCCCCCACCCUCAGCCCCCCUUCCCUUUGUAUUUUAUUGUCCUUUUUUUCUCCCCACUGCUUUAAAACCAUGUUGUACAUAUUUAAGACAAGGACGCUUUUUUCUGAACUUGUCCAUUUUCUCACCCCAUAUUGGGGGAUUUUUUUUUUUUCCCCCUGGAGGAGGUCCUGAUGUGAUUUGCAAAGUGUCAACCUUGUACGGUUUGUAUUUUAAAUAAACUAUUUCUCUUUUUA